AUGAAGGUACCUGCGCCUCUAGCUAUUUUCACGUCUUGUGUGCUACUUGCUCCGUAUGGAGUUUCUGCAGCAUGUUCCAGCUGGUCUUCACUCUAUCAAGACGUCUUGGAAGGUGUCUGUGUCUGCAAUGAAACGCAGUGCGAUUCUGUCGUCAGUGGCCACGCGAAGCUGACAGAAGGCCAAGUGGGAGUGUAUUCGACGUCUAAGGAUGGUGCACGCUUGACGUACACCGUAAUGAACGUCGACGAGUCUCCCAAUGACGAACCAACUUUUUCAAUCGAGGUGGAGACGCAAUAUCAGACCAUGCUUGGCUUUGGUGGCGCCUUCACGGACGCCGCGGCCAUCAACCUGUACAAACUGAAACCCAAACUCCAAAACUUGGCUCUAGACCAGUAUUUCUCCGAGUCGGGACUGCAGUACAGCAUGGCUCGAGUGCCUAUCGGCUCCACGGACUUUUCCACGAGGACCUACACAUACAACGAAAAGGUGGACGACUUUGAGAUGACGAACUUCACUAUCGCUUCCGAUAAAGCGCCAAACUCGAACAAAAUCAACCUGAUACAUCGCGCACUUAACAUGACGGAGCUGAAAUUGUUCGCGUCUUCGUGGGCCCCUCCGCUUUGGAUGACGAGAGGUGAUUCGGUCAUCGAUUGCCAGAUUAAAGGAGCACCUGGCGAGAAGUACUGGGCGGCGCUAGCACUGUACUAUUCCAAGUUCUUCGACGCCUACAAGAAGGAAGGGAUCAACUUCUGGGCUAUGACAGUUCAGAAUGAACCUGAGAAACCUCCUCUUGCUGUUUCCCAAUGGGAGACAUUGCGUAUGACUGCCGAAGAAGAAAGAGACUUUAUCAAGCUAAAUCUUGGUCCUUUGAUGAAGAAAAACCACCCCGAAGUGAAAAUCAUGGCCAACGAUGACCAGAAACCGGGUAUCAUGGAUCGAUCGGCGCCAUUUGAGGACCCGGAAUCGAAGAAAUACUUGAGUGGGCUUGCCUUCCACUGGUACCAGAAUAUUGACUUCAUCCUUCCUGGUGCUGGCAAUUUCAAGAAUCUACUUGAAUUUUCUGAAGCUUACCCAGACAUGUUCAUGCUCGGAACGGAAGCGUGUUCAGGUUAUUUACCGUCCCUCGUUGGUACUGGCAAAGGUCCUGCAUUGGACGACUUUGACAAGGCCUGGAAACGUGCUCAAAACUACGCUCGUGAUAUCAUUGAGAACAGCAACAACAUGGCUGCCGGCUGGGUCGACUGGAAUCUGUUCCUGGACACGGAUGGAGGCCCGAACUGGGCGAAGAAUAUGGUGGACGCGCCGAUUCUGGUAGACGAGCAGAAUGGAGCCGAGUUCUACAAGCAGCCGAUGUUUUACAUCAUGGGCCACUUCUCCAAGUUUGUGCCGCCAGGAUCGAAGCGCAUUGAGUUCCCGAAGACAGAGACGCUCGAUGAUUUCCACCGCUGCGCAUUCGUGACGCCGGACAACCAGGUCGUUUUGCAGUUCCUGAAUCGUGACAGUGAUGAAGUUACAUUUACCGUCAAGCAGCCAGACUCCAAUACGUUCACGCUUACAAUGCCCCCUCACUCAAUUCAUACGGUGAUCCUACCAGCAUCCGAAGAUACCAAAAUUCUAUAGAUUGGAACUGCGUUGCCUGCAUACAUGCAUCAAGCGCGUGUAAUCGAGCUCGUCAUACAAAGACUUUGAAAAAUCUUCUAGCCAAG
Phytophthora nicotianae INRA-310 is the source of this 1706-nucleotide messenger RNA. RefSeq lists its product as hypothetical. Gene Ontology annotation, molecular function: glucosylceramidase activity. The transcript has a single exon. NCBI's taxonomy places the organism in Eukaryota, Oomycota, Peronosporomycetes, Peronosporales, Peronosporaceae. Gene Ontology annotation, biological process: glucosylceramide catabolic process. The coding region runs from base 1 to 1620 and encodes 539 amino acids. The record is from RefSeq and is a predicted model, not a curated record.